Molecule: messenger RNA, 978 nt
Organism: Aspergillus udagawae
Lineage: Eukaryota; Fungi; Ascomycota; Eurotiomycetes; Eurotiales; Aspergillaceae
Exons: 2
Coding region: 1-978 (325 amino acids)
Source: RefSeq, a predicted model, not a curated record
AUGGAAACCCGCUGGCAGCUCCGGACCUCGUACUCCGGUCCCAAACCCACGGCAGCUUUAAUUCACUCCUCCGUCUCUCUUCCUCGUAUUUUCCUGACAUUCAAUACAUUCUUCGCACUUAGUUCUGAAAUGGUGUCGAGAGUCUGGCUCAUCACAGGGUGUUCCUCCGGGUUUGGCAAAUGCAUCGCAGAAGCUGCCCUCCGUCGGGGCGACGUUGUAGUGGCAACUGCGCGUCAAGUCGCCACCCUCGCUGAUUUAGAAAGUAAAGGGGCUCUGGCCUACGAGCUGGAUGUGACCUGGCCGGACGAAAAGUUGAAUGGCGUUGUGUCUGAUGUGUUGGGAAAGACAGGGCGGAUCGACGUCCUGGUGAACAACGCCGGUUACAUCCUGACUGGAGGAAUUGAGGAGGUCAGUGCAAAAGAGGUCCUCCACCAGUACGACACCAAUGUCAUCGGCCAACUCAACGUCGCCCGUGCCAUUCUCCCUCACAUGCGCCAAAAACGCGCUGGGGUUAUUUGCAACAUGGCAUCCAUCGGGAGUUGGCGCGGUGUCCCUGGUGCUGGAAUAUAUUGUAGCUCCAAGGCAGCCUGUUCGAUCAACUCAGAGGCUUUGCGUGCUGAAGUCGCCCACUUGGGGAUUGACGUGGUGGCAGUAGAGCCUGGCUAUUUUCGCACAAACUUUCUGACCGACUCCAAUCGGAAGCGGGCACAGAGGCGUGUUCCAGAUAUUUCUGGUCCUGUGGAUGCCGCUUUGUCGGCCUUGGAUGCGAAGAACUGCAAGCAGCCAGGCAAUCCAAUCGUCGCGGCGGAGUUGCUAUUUGAAGCGUUAACGCAUACUGGGCAGUGCAUGGGGAAGACUCUGCCUUCGAGACUAGCUUUAGGUAAUGAUGCGGUUCAUCUGAUUCCCUCGAUUAUGGAUCAGGUUCGUAAGGAUAUCGAUGAGUGGAAGGCGUUGACUGGUAGCACUGAUUUUGAGUAG